Ectocarpus siliculosus is the source of this 147-nucleotide messenger RNA. Lineage: Eukaryota; Phaeophyceae; Ectocarpales; Ectocarpaceae. The record is from the annotation of a GenBank genome assembly.
AUGGCAUCGGCGGCAACGGCGCCAAUUGACGACGCGCCGCCUACGUACGACGAGCUCGAAGCUGAUGCCCCCUCCCCGGCCGGUGGCAGGGUACCAGCGAAGAUGCUCGUCACCGUUGACUUGGGACCUGAGGGGAGAAGACGAUGA